Molecule: messenger RNA, 4101 nt
Organism: Symbiodinium pilosum
Lineage: Eukaryota; Dinophyceae; Suessiales; Symbiodiniaceae
Source: the annotation of a GenBank genome assembly
AUGUGCCUGCGCAGGUUGUACCUGUGCUACCUCAAGAAGGAUGUGUACAGUGCAGCGCAGGCUGCCAAGUGGCAGGAGAUCCUUCAGGACAUCAUCAUGAAGCAGCAGCAGGAGACUCCGAGACGAAUGGAGGAGUUUCUGUGGAAGCGCACGAACCAUCGAUUUGUUGCCAACAUGGUGAUGACAAUGUGGUGGUGGCAGCAGCAGGCAGCAGUGGUGCCAGUGGUGGCGGUGACGGCAGUGGUGGUUGUGAUGGCUGUUGUGGUGGUGGUGGUGGUGGUGGUGGUGGCGGCCAUGGUGAGGUUGGGAUCUGGUAGGGCCCUGGGCAGCGCUGGUGAGUGGCAGUGGGUGGUGGGUGUCGGGGUGUCACAGCCGCCGCCACACAGCAAGGAGCGGCUCGGGCAGGAGCAUGCGAAGUGGAAGCAGCAAUCCUGUGAGAUACGGGAUCUCUUGGGCGUUUCCAGAGACUUUGCUCCUUGGACGUCUCGGAACACUUUCUUGGGCGAGGGCAUCAAUAUGACAGACCGUAUCCGAGACCUGUUGGACGUUACUGCGGCGAAAAUCCUCCUGAAGAAGCAUGGCAACCCAAAACACGAGUUGAGCAGAGUCUUCCUUGACGUGAGCCAGAGCCACAUCAGCGGCGAGAGAUCGCAAAGCGCGGAGGGCGAAGGAACCGGUAAUCGUGCUACCAGCUCCCAAACGGUCUAUCAAGUCUAUCAUUUCUGGUCCCAAUCGCCCUGUCAUGAGGACAGAGACUUCCAUGCAAAGUUGAUGGCAUGCUUGCGCUGCCAUCUUGCUGUGGUCACUGGAUGCGGUGUAGAAUGGCCUGAAGGCGUCGAGCGAUGCAAGGAUGACCCUGCCUUCAAUGAGAGGGUGGAAGAGGCUUUGCAGAACUUGGUGCAUGUGGAGGACGGAGAGCCUGAGAAGAAGCGGGUCUACAAUCCACCAAGUGCUGUGGAUACUCGCUUGUGCUGCGGAGAAAUGACAUACGUGGAUGUCCUGUUUCUUUCUCCACAGGAGGUUGUGCGCCACACAGGAGGGACGGCAGAGUCCUUGGGACUCUCCAUCUGUGAGAGGACAGCUGAAGAUGGACAGUCCCGCAUCAAGGGCUGCUACAUUCGUGCAGACGAUGCCCCAAAGGAUAUGAAUGUGAUGACAUGGUUGUCCUUUCGCCGAGUGCGUCUCUUCUGUGAGUCGUCAACCCUCCAUGCGAAAAAAGCGUUGCAGCCGCAGAAUCAGAUUCAAGCUGAUCAGGGCAGUGCUAUGCUGACCUUGAUGGAGAAGAGACGUGUUGCCCAGGAUGAGGGGCGACCUGAGGUGGGGAAGCUACAUGAGCUGAAGAGCUUGGCUGAGUUGUGCGCCAAGCAAGCGCUCAAGGAUGAUAAGAAGCGGCAGAAGGAGGAAUUGAUUUCUCAGGCGCUUGUUGCAGAGGGUCUGAACGAGCCAGACCCACAACCAGCGGAGCCUGUGGAUCAGGAGAAGCUAUCACGCCUGCAAGCAUUUCAAGUUGACUCAGCUGAAGCAGGUCCUGCGCCAAUCUCCGAGCCAGUUCGAAAGAGAAAGAAACAGCCUCCCAGCAACGCAGGUGUCUCGGAUGCUGGUGUCUCAGGUGCCGGCAGGAGCAAGGCAGCAAGCAAGCAGGGCAGUGCAAAGGUUUCGCAGCCAGGAAAGAGUGAUGGUCCUUCAGCUGGCCCAGCGCAGGAGCCAGACACAAUUCUGGAAGCUCUUGCGCACGACCGUCCUAUGCAAAAAGCCAAGCGCCUCUUGACUUCCAUCAAGGAUGACGGUGUGGCCAAGAUCCUGCGAAAGCGCUGUGCCCUUAUCGACACCAUUCAGGAGCUGGUGCAGACAAAGGACCUUCGUACAAUUGAGCCGGAGGAAUUGCAGAAGCGGUAUCACUUCUUGAAGCUUGAUCCAGAGGGCUCAACCAUUGAGCCGACCGACAGUCUGAAGCUGAAAGUUCUGGUCACCGCUGUGAGCGCGCAUGCCAAGAAAAUGGUGGAGUCGGAAGCUGAGAAGGAUGUCCAGGACUUCCUGCGCAUGAUCGUGCCCUUCUCUGAGAAUUGCAAGGGGUUUGACUACUUCGCCCCCACAAUGAUGGACACAGUUCUGGAGGCCCUCGCCAGAAUUGAUCAGGAUUCGGGGGGCUGGAACAUGCUGGCCAAGGAAGAGUUGCAGGAUCUGCCUGAGCCAACGCCAAUCAACUGGGAGGCGAUGGGCGAGUCUUUGUUGGCGUGUGUGGGCUCCGGCUCUGUGGUGGGGCUUUUGGCGACUGUGGCAGAGUUGGGUCAGAAGGACUUGCCUGUCAGCAAAGAGGCCGCAGCAAAGAAAGCAGAGGCUUUCUUGCUCCGUUUGGCCCAAGACAUUCUGUCAGCCUUUGAAUUGCAGAAGGUGCCUGAGGGAUUGCCAGCUGCGGCGCUCCCGUUGGAGGAAGCAAUGCAGAAAGUGAAGUGCUUCUGUCGAAGCAUUGUUGCGUUGCUGUCACCAAUCCCUAGACACAUGGAGUCAUCAGUUGAGACCGUGGAGACUGCCCUCAAGGAUUCAAGCUUUUCCUUCAUGUUUCUGGAGUUCAAAGAGCACUUGACAUCCUCGCCAUACUGGGUGGAGCUACUUGCACGAGCACGGAAGUCAGCUGUGGCAGAUGUGGAGUUUGCGAUGGACAUUUCAAAGGCAACAAAGAUCAUGCAGGAUGCCGCCAACAUUGUACAGCGAGUAGAGGCAGUGAAGGCUGCAAUGCAGACCCGUUGCAGAAUCCAAAGGUAUCUGCGACCUGGUGCACUGGCAGUGAUGGAGGCAGAAGCUUUGGUGCAGCUGCAGUCCAUUGCCCAUGAGGUACUGCAGAGCGAUGCUUCUGGACAGCAGGGUGCAAUUCUUGCAAUCGAUUGUGAGUGGCUUGUGGGUGCAUUGACUUCAAUGCCGGCUCCCGCUUCAUGCCAGGCAGAGCUGGCUGACCUCGUCAUUCGCGUGAAGCAGUGGAAGAGUGCUAACCUCUCAAGCCUGACAUUCCAUGAGCUUCAGGAAAUUGUGACAAAGUUUGCGAGAACUGCUGACACAACUCCUGAUUGGAGCCAGUUCGUGCUUCCAGAUGCCCUUCGUGUUGUGGAGGCGUUGAAAGACACGGGCGCCAUAGAGUCUAGCCAAGGGAAUGUGGAGGCACUCCUUGCCAUCGUCUUGGACUACCUUGGCAGUGUGGUCAGCAAGCUGACGCCGCGUGAAGCAGUUGGUGCCCAGCUUUCGCUCAAGAAGGAUGUGCUCAUGGCGAAGAAGAUGCUGAACAUUGUCAACCAUUCUCAGCGUGAGUGGGUGUCUCUUCAGCUGACCUUGAUUGAGGAGAUGUGUGUCUACCAGAUUUCCGUGAAGCGCUUGCUUGAUUUGGGCAGUGACACUGCGCAGUUGGAGGGGGAUGCCACCAGCAUGCUCUUUGAUACCUUCUCCAGGGCCUGCACCGGCAUCGCCAACAUGGUCAAGAAGGCAGAGACUGUGGAGAUGCCCAGCUCAAUGGCUGAGCCAGUUGAUGCUGAGCGGCCAGUGCUGUUUGGAGUUUCGUUCACUCAGGAGUUCAAGCGCAUUGCCAGCCAAUCUUUCCCGAUUGUUGGACUCCGUUGUGCUGCAAUGAAAGAGAAGGUGGAUGGCCUUGUCAAUGUCAUGAAGGAGAAAGCUCAGGGUUUGACAAUGGAGACCCCUGACACAUCCUGGAAAUCAGGGCUCAAGGAGGACGCUGAGCUCAAGGAUGUUCAGGUGGCAGCCCGGGACAAGUUGGGGAAGUUUGAUGGGAAUGGGCUCCGCACCUGCCGUGAUGCGUUGAUGAAGGAGCUCGAUGCUGCGCAGAAUUUCCUGGGGAAGCACCAGGUGAUUUUGCCAAUGGCUCCCAAUGAAGUGGUGGAUGGGUUGAAGGCUUCCAUCAAUGGUUCCCUGACCUCAUCGCAGUAUUGCAAUGCAAUCCUGAUUGAGGGCAUGAUCUUUAAUGGCCUGGAGCAGAAGGUCAAGAUCAAUCGUGACAAACUGCUCAGGGCUCAGUAUGACAAGCUCAUGGGGAAGGAUGCUCCGCCUGAGUCGCUAAUUCAUCCUGUUUUGCUAAAAGCCUGCAAAGAGAUUGCCUGA